AUGUCUGCUCCAUCCUACGCCAGUGUUGCCAAGGAGGAUGAGCGAGUGGAGGGCGAGAUGAUUCAGGACGCUAACGACAAGGAGGUGGCCAGCGACAAGGGGCCGCAGCCGGCAGCCAAGGACAAGGCUGAUGGCAGUGAAAAGGCUGCUGCUGGUGACAUGAAAGGCGGAGACAAGUCUGUGUCGUCCGAAGAGCCCGUGAUCACCUCCCUAACACCCGCACCGCCACCAAAGGUGAAUGCGUGGAAGAUCAAGAGCGACACGGUGGCUGUUGCUCCCCCCUCGUUUGAGGACAAGCGAGACACGUCGCCCGCAGCCCCCAAGAUGAAAAUGGGCAAGGGCGAAAAGUGGGUGCCCUAUACUCCCACUCUGGUCAUGAACGGCGGCAAGCGAGGCGGCCGAAGUAAGGGACAAGGCAACCAGACCGGCCAGAAUGGCUCUCAAUCGCAGUCCUCGCAACCCCGGCGAAAAUCCAAACCCAGAGCUCCCCAUGGAGACAAGAAAGAUGCAUCCGACUCGUCUGCCACCGGCGCAGGAGCUUCUGCAAGUGGCGGGUCUUCUGACGGUGGAGCUGAAGGGGCCGGUGGGGCCGGUGGUUCGGAAAAGCGAAAGAUGCGAUACAACUACCGAAAAAACUACUACAAGAAUGAUUUCCAGCCCCAGGGCGGCGCACCCGGCCAGCCCGGCUUCUACCAGCCCCCCGGAGCCUACGAGUACGCUCUGAGUCUCAUCAUUGGCCAGGUGGAGUACUAUUUCAGCGUGGAGAACCUGUGCAAGGAUCUGUUUAUGCGGAAACAGAUGAACAGCGCCGGCCUGGUGCCUCUGACGCUCAUUGCCGGCUUCAACCGGGUCAAGGCCCUGGCACACGACCCGGCUGUCUUUAUGCAGGCCUGUCGGUUUGCUCCUUCUUUGCAGGUGGUUGGCGAUAGAAUCCGACUGCAGCAGGGCUGGGAGCAGUGGGUGCUGCCCCUGGAGGAGCGAGAUGAGGCUGGCAAGGUGGAGGACGUGGAUCCCGAGGCUGAGGCCUUCCCCGGUCUCCAGCAGCAUCAGCACCAGCAACAGCAGAUGCAGAUGCAGCACCAGCAGAUGCAGCAGUCCAGCGAGCCUUCCAAGGUCAGCUUCGACGUGGCCAAUGCCACCCCCUUUGUGCCCAAGAAGCAGUAA
Yarrowia lipolytica CLIB122 is the source of this 1164-nucleotide messenger RNA. RefSeq lists its product as uncharacterized. Gene Ontology annotation, cellular component: cytosol; cytoplasmic stress granule. Gene Ontology annotation, biological process: positive regulation of translation. NCBI's taxonomy places the organism in Eukaryota, Fungi, Ascomycota, Dipodascomycetes, Dipodascales. The record is from RefSeq and is a predicted model, not a curated record. Gene Ontology annotation, molecular function: RNA binding.